This is a messenger RNA of Durusdinium trenchii, 2181 nucleotides long. The record is from the annotation of a GenBank genome assembly. NCBI's taxonomy places the organism in Eukaryota, Dinophyceae, Suessiales, Symbiodiniaceae.
AGACCGUCUUGGCUCACAUUAGUUCGUUCAAAGGGCACGCUGUUGGAGCUAUGACGGUGAAAAUCUGUGUCCUAUGGAUCCUUGCGUGGGUUCUGGAGGCCAAGGUCCCAGGAGAAGGGCUUGUUCAGGUUGCUGGGCUCGAUGGAGCCGACAAGGAUCAUGCAGGUCUUCGGCAGGUGCUCGAGGAGGAAGCUAGCGAAGAGGAGGGCGCCGAAGUGGCAAGUGAAGGUAGCGUAGAGGAGGGCGCCGAAUUGGCCAGCGCAGAAGGUGAAGGGGCUCUUGAAGAAGGUGCAGAAGAGGGAGAAGAGGAAGAGGAAGAAAUUCCCACGGAGGCGGAUAGCGAGGUCGCGUACAUGCUUUUGGGCGCGGUGAUUUUCGUGGUAUCUAUGUUCUACCUGGUAAACUGGAACGAUGAUGAUAUCCGCUACUACUCCAUGAACAUCAUUAGUAUGACCAUGUCCAUCUUCUCAGCCGUUUUGAUGUACCAGGGCAUCAAUGAACAAAUCACUCGCUUCACAGAAGGUCUUGCAGAAAUGGAGAGGGUGGUGAUUCAAUUUGUCCACUGCGCCAUCUACAUCGUGUCCAUGCAGAUCUUCAUCGGGUAUUUCUCAGGAGUGACUCCGAUGGGUGGCGAAGCAUUGAACUUUGACAGUGAGGAAUGGAUUGUCGCUGAUGGCUUGAGGUCAGACUUCAGCACUCCGCUGCCCAAAGCGGAGGUGGAGCACGUGAGAAACAAGUUGGCCAAAAAGAGCGUGUGGAUCGACCACUACGGCGUGGAAGUCGCAGUCGCGAAGGAGAAGGUCAACCUGAUGUUGGCACAAAGACGAAUGAGGUGCUGGGCGAUGCUCUUGGCACACAUGUCGGGCUUUGCCGCCAUCAAUGCGGGAGCACAUCUGCAAGCUGUCAAGGUCUUUAGCUCGUCGCCGGUGCUUGCAUUUCUUCCAGCCAUCAUCAAUCAGGUGGUCUUGCAGAUUUUCUUCAAGAUUGCCUCGCUGGCCCGUGCUAAGCGCAUGGAAGAAUGCAUCAAGAACGAGGGUGAGAGCGGCUUUCAGAAAGCUGCACUGUGUCAUGAAGCUGUGAUUGAGGCUGAGAACGAUGUGUCAUCCCUUUCCCUGUCGUUCUUGAGCGUGCAGGUCAUUCGCUUUAUCAUCAGUGGAGUCAUGCCAAAUGCGGAGGGCGAAGAGGAGCCGCCGGUGAAGCAUCACUGGGCCACCAUCUCUGGCUUCUUCGGCUUGGGAGUGGUGGCAGUGAUCCUCGCAGUGGUCACAGCUGUGAAGUGCACAAACGAGGAAGAGGAAGAGGAGGGCCACCAUAGCGUGCCAUCGGAGCCCCUGAGCACACGCAUUGGGAGCGUUCUGAGCAACUCCCUGGCCAUGACGUUCGCGUGGAUCCUUCUCUUCGGAACCAAGUGGUUUCUCUUCAAAGUGGACCUCUUCAAUCUUGAAACUAUGAUUGGCCAGAUUUGCCAUGCGCUGGCUUUGUCAAUCAUUUGCGGAGUGGCAGUUUUUGCGCUGGAUUUUGUGGACGACUCCAUGCGCGGCAGCGAGCAGGGGGCAAAGGCUGCGCGGAAAGCAAUCCGUGUGAUUAUCCAGGCCAUUGCUAUCCUUAUUGGUUUCUCCUGGGAGCACUGCUUUGACGCUGGGGUCGCCGAUGUGUCCUUCAUCACUCCACACAAGAGGACCACGAAGUUCUUCAUGGGUAUCUUUGUGUGCAUUUUCCUGGUGCCGGCGUGGAGGAGGCACAUCCUGACCAAAGUCUUGGCGUAUGAAGAUAUGAAGAAGAACAGGGCGCAUGCCAAGAAGAACUCGGUCCGAAGGUCGGUCUUGAUGAGAAAGCAAGAGUCCAAAUACGAGUUGCUGGGCACCAAGGACCCGAUGGAAGCUCAAGUCACCAAAGUGUCCGCGGCAGACAUGGAGACAGGGAGGGUGCCGAAGGAUGCCUUCCUCAAGGUGGCGCAAGGUGACAAGGUGAUUGUGAAGUCCAUGGAGCAGUCAGACUAUGUGUGGGCGGAAAUCGAUGGGAAGGAAGGAAUCCUUCCACGCAGCUGGCUGAUGGCAGGAGGGAAGGACUAGCAGCUAGAUCACAAAGUUGAGGCGUUUUUUUGCCCAGCUGCUGCAUUCUCCUCGUGCACUUCGCAACAGUUAGCCGUUUGCACAUUCCAUUUGGUUGUGUCAGUUGGGC